This is a messenger RNA of Quercus robur (English oak), 2291 nucleotides long. RefSeq names its product inactive glucose-6-phosphate 1-dehydrogenase 4, chloroplastic. The transcript is spliced from 12 exons. The record is from RefSeq and is a predicted model, not a curated record. NCBI's taxonomy places the organism in Eukaryota, Viridiplantae, Streptophyta, Magnoliopsida, Fagales, Fagaceae. The annotation marks the transcript as partial. Gene Ontology annotation, molecular function: glucose-6-phosphate dehydrogenase activity; NADP binding. Gene Ontology annotation, biological process: glucose metabolic process.
UAUCCCUUCUCAAAAAAAAAAAAAAAAAUAAAAAAUCCACAGACUGUCUCUCCUACACCCGACACCAUAGGCCAUAAUUUGCAACGGUCCACUGCUUUGUUUUCUUGGUGGGUGUCUGUAUUCACAAUUUCUAGUACCUUAAACAGAAGUACACACCUUCAAGAAAAACCCAGAAGAAGUCAAAGGGUGUCGAUGUCUUUUUGUUCUUUCUCAGUUCCCUUAUCGGAAUCUUCAGUUUCCACAACCUUCUCUCUCUGCUCCAGAACUCCUCUCAAAGUCCCUAUUUGUAACUUCCCUGGUGCAUUAAACAACAUUCAUUCCUUAACAGGUGGUCGCCUUGUGUGCUAUGGUGGAGGUGCCAAUUUCUACCGAAGAUUUUAUGGCCUAAGACUAUGGAUAAUUGAGAGCCUAAACCUUUGGCAGAGGAAUAGAAAAUGUGGACCAGCACAUGAGUUUAAGAGUAUAAGAAGUCAAGAGAAAGAUCAUUUAGCAAAUCAUUUGGAAACAACUUCAUCAUGUGAAGGACAAGUUAUAAACUUGCACAAUGAUUCUAUUGAAACAACUUCAACUCAACCACCUGAAGAAAGUUCUGCCCAAAAUUAUGAACCAGAUGUUUCCACGGAAGUUGUCACUUCUAUUGAAUCUAAAGCUUUCCAGCAAACACAUUCCUCCAGUUCCUCCAUUGAGGAUAGUAAAGCACCAUCACUCUGCAUUGCUGUCAUAGGAGCCACUGGUGAGCUUGCUAGGGGAAAGGUUUUUCCAGCAUUAUUUGCUCUGUAUUACAGUGGCUUUCUUCCUGAGAAUGUAGGUAUUUUUGGUUACUCAAGAAAGGAUUUGACCGAUGAAGAGCUGAGAUCCAUUAUAGCUUCUACUUUAACUUGCCGGGUUGAUCAUCAAUCAAACUGUGGGGAUAAAAUGGAUGCUUUUCUCAGUAGAACAUAUUACCUUAAUGGAGGUCACGACAAUAAACAUGGGAUGUCAAAGCUCAACGCCAGGAUGGAGCAGAUUGAGGGAAAAUCUGAAGCUAACAGGAUAUUUUACCUUUCUGUGCCACAAGAAGCACUUCUAGAUGUUGCAUCCUGUCUUGCCAGUAAUGCACAAACCCAAAAGGGGUGGAAUCGUAUAAUCAUUGAGAAACCUUUCGGCUUUGAUGCAUUGACUUCUCAUCAGCUGACAAAGUCUCUUCUUUCUAAGUUUCAGGAGAAGCAACUAUACAGGAUUGAUCAUCUUCUAGGAAGAAAUCUUAUUGAAAACCUUACAGUUUUGAGGUUUGCUAAUCUAGUUUUUCAGCCAUUGUGGAGCCGUACUUAUAUACGCAAUGUGCAGGUCAUUUUAUCAGAAGACUUGGCCGUGCCCACAGGAAGGUAUUUUGAAGGUUAUGGCAUCAUCCGUGAUAUAGUACACAGUCAUAUACUCCAGACAAUAGCUUUGCUUGCCAUGGAACCUCCUAUAAGUCUUGAUGGUGAAGAUAUUCGGAAUGAAAAGGUCAAGGUUCUGAGAUCAAUUCGCAAAUUGGAACCAAGCGAUAUAAUUCUUGGCCAGUAUAAAGCAAGUACUGGAGACAAGGUUGAUGUAUAUUUAAACAGUCUGACCCCUACAUAUUUUGCUUCUGCAUUAUUCAUAGACAAUGCUCGGUGGGAUGGUGUGCCUUUUAUGAUCAAAGCUGGCUUGGGACUCAUCAAACACCGAGUGGAGAUUCGUAUACAGUUUCAUCGUGUUCCCGGAAACCUUUAUCGUGAACGUGUUGGGCAUAAUAUUGACCUUGCCACUAAUGAGCUGAUUCUGCGUGAUGCGCCCGAUGAAGCCAUUCUAGUCAGAGUUAACAAUAAGAUUCCAGGAUUGGGGUUACAGUUGGACUCUCCAGAGCUGAAUUUGCUCUAUAAGGACAAGUAUAAAGUGGAGGUUCCUGAUUCAUACGAGCAUCUUCUUCUUGAUGUCAUUGAUGGUGACAGUCAUCUAUUCAUGAGAAGCGAUGAGCUUGCAGCUGUGUGGAAUAUUCUAACUCCAGUUCUGCAUGAAAUUGACAGGAAAAACGUAGCACCAGAACUGUAUGAAUUGGGGGGUAGAGGUCCAACUGGAGCAUACUAUCUUUGGGCUAAACAUGGGGUUCCAUGGGGGGAAGAUUAGCAAGGCUUUCUGUGGUAAGUUCUUGUUGCAUUAUACACAACCAACUACACAUAAUAUGUGAUACAUAUGUUAAUCAUUUCACUAUCUGGACUGCAAAAUUUGUUUUGUGUCAAUGUGUUUGGUAUUAGAGCGGCUGAUAUGAAGGGCAUCGGGUUGAAUUUGUC